AUGGCCGGAUAUAAAAGAAAUCAGGAUUCAUUUCAAGCAUCAAAUUCAAAUAAUAAUAUAAAUAACUUGAUAACUACUAACAGUAGUGAAGCACAGCAAACAAAACGCCAACGUUCAGAAAAUAAUGAUUAUGAAAGCAUUUGUUGGAAAUAUUUUGAACCAUUCGAGGUCCCAAAGGAGAAUGGAACAAUAACAAAAUGUACGGUUCCUGGAUGCACAACGAGAUACAGUUGGUGUGGAUCUACUUCUAAUCUUUCUUCUGGCCUCAUUAAUCCACAAAUUGAACUGCCUCUGGAAAAGCAAAUAAAUAAAGUAUAUGAACGGUUAUUUCUUCAAUUGAAAUUAAAAGCUCAGCAAGCAAACUCUGUUAUGCUCUCAAUUGACCAUAUAUAUAUUGAAGAAAUUGAGGAGUAUAAACC
Molecule: messenger RNA, 419 nt
Organism: Dentiscutata heterogama
Lineage: Eukaryota; Fungi; Glomeromycota; Glomeromycetes; Diversisporales; Gigasporaceae
Source: the annotation of a GenBank genome assembly